AGGCUUUGAAGUAGAGCUGACCACCCACCCAUUUACCAUCCGACCGAGCUAUUAGGGAACGGAUACACGAGGAAAGAGUUGGGAAAACAUCGACGUUCUAUAGUAGGUCGGGUUAUUUUAUCAUAUGAGUCCUUAUAAUUUUCUCCUACUGUCGUCUUAUAUAGUUGUCGUUCGCUUUUAACGUGGCUAGCUUGCCUACAAACAUGGCUACAAUGCUUUAAAACCAAGCAGCCAGCAGUCAUUGGGUGAUAAUCAUGAUCGGCAACAUCGUCUUGAAAUAACAGCGUGACAAGAGAAAAACAAACAAGAGAGAGAGAGGGACAACAACAACAACAACACAUUUUUUAAAGAAAAAAAUACAACAAGCAAAAGAAACCAAAGUAACAGUUACACUACGAAAACCGAAGAGAAAGCAAUUUAUAAAAAAAAAAGAAAAAAACCAAAAUUAUGAAAUGUGAGUGCGUUAGUGUUGUAAGUAUCAACAGAAGCUGUAAUAUUGCGCCAAACGGAAGUGACUGUAGGCGAAGCAACAGGAAAUGUCUUUGGAAAGACAGUAGCAGUGGUUCUAGUUGCUGGAAUUUAUGGUUUGACUUCGACAUUGACGCGAGGUUUUACGGAUUGUAAAGAAUAUAUAUAUAACGAGCGUUAGUGGGAGGAAGUGUGUAUGUGUGAGUGUUGGCGAAAAAGAGAGUAAGAGGGAGGGAACGAUCUCCAGUUUAUACUCGGCAUUAUACACCUACUACUUUUACCUAUACUUAGUACAUAGAUACUGGCGCACGCAGACUCAGUAACAGAUACAUUCACUUGCAAAACGUAGGCACACAUCCAGACCCAUAGACAUAUAUAAACAGACAAGACUAGGAUCAUAAUGGUUCUUUUCGUGGGGGUGGGUGUUGGUUUGAUGACCUAAAAGACCUGUUUAGAAGUGAUGUCUGGAGAGACAAGAAUCGAUGCUUCUCUUUCUAAUCCUCUAUCACCUCCGCCUAUUUUACUUUGUUGUCACUGCUGUCCACACCAACACCACGUCAACCAUACUAACUGCAACCACAACACCAGAACUAUUACCACUAAUACUCUCCACCAUCACAACAACAGGGCCCCUAACGUACAUAUUAAUUUGUUUUCACUUUUUCGUCACCCUCUUUAUUUUAGUGGGGAGAGACUUUAGUAUAACUUCUUGUAAAGAACAUUUCCCCGAAGAUCUAACCUCUCUCCAUCUCUCUACCGCAAUAGCAACCAUCUCUCUGCGUGUUACUCUAUCUUUGCUCUCUACUUGCCCCUCUCUUUAUAGCACUGACAACCAUUUGAACAGAUAUCACAACCAUAUCUGUUAUCUCUCUCCCCCUAGUUUGUGUGUAUUUUUCUCUCUCUUCCUCACAACAACCUCAAGAACAACGACAACACAAUCACCACCACGAUUUUACGUGUUAAUCUUCUCUCUCUUCCUCUUUCCCCAUCUCGUUUUCGUUUUUUUCUGUUUUGUUGACCGUGUCUUGAAAUAGAUGUAUCGGAUUUCUUUCUACAUUUCACACAUUCAAUCACAAUUAUCACCAUAUCCUCCCUCUUCUGAUGGACGUAACAUCAACAUUACUACCACAACUUCCCAUGUCUGAUGGACUGUGUAACAGCAUCAUCAACAUUACCAUCACUAUUAUACCAACUCUACCGACGAAACUGUCUCUUCUCUUAGACAACAACGCCACAGAUCUAAUUCUAGAAUGAAAAAGUUUUUUUCCACCCAACCAGCCGGUCAUGUCGGCAAAGUCUUCUCCUUGGGUAGAUAUGUUGUCACUGUGGAAGACGUCAUUGCAGAAGGUGGUUUUGCAAUAGUCUUUCUGGCUCGUGCCCAAAAUGGCCAAAAGUAUGCCCUUAAGCGUAUGUAUGUCAAUAAUGAACAAGACUUGGCAGUUUGUAAGAGAGAGAUUCAAAUUGCGAAAACUCUCAGUGGACACAAAAAUAUUAUUAAGUAUGUUGACUCCAGUAUAACUGUCACUCCUAAUAAAGUAUAUGAGGUGCUGAUACUAUUGCAGUAUUGCAAAGGCCAUGUAAUGCAAAUGAUGUCUGAAAGAAUUAAUACAGGUUUCAGUGAAAAAGAAGUUUUCAGCAUUUUCUGUGAUGUUUGUGAAGCGGUUUCCAGAUUGCACCAUUGUCAAACACCAAUUAUCCACAGAGAUUUAAAGGUGGAAAAUAUUCUGCGUGAAGAUAGUGGAAAUUAUGUACUUUGUGAUUUUGGUAGUGCCACAGCUAAGUUUCUCAAUCCUGUACAGCAUGGUGUUGCACAAGUUGAAGAGGAAAUUCGUAGGUAUACAACACUUCCAUACAGAGCUCCUGAGAUGGUGGAUCUAUACUGUGGUAAAACAAUAACAACCAAAUCUGAUAUCUGGGCUUUGGGUUGUUUAUUAUACCGGCUCUGUUUUUUCUCAUUGCCAUUUGGAGAAAGUGCUUUAGCAAUACAAAGUGGUAAUUUCACAAUUCCAGAUAACUCAAGGUAUUCCAAAGAACUACAUUCUUUAAUAGCCUUUAUACUAGAAGUUGACCCAGAGAAGAGACCUGACAUUUAUCAAGUUUCUUAUGUUGCUUUUUUGUUCAGAGGAAAACAAUGCCCGGUACCUAAUAUGAAUAGUUUACCAAUUCCUGAUGUAACCAAAUUACCAUGUCCAAUGACAGAACAGGAAUUUAAACAAGUCAAAACAACCUUAUACAAAACUGUUACAACCCCUACAAUUGAAACAACGUCAGUUACUCCUCGGCAACGGCCAAAAGGGCAAGCUAUGCCACAGUCUCGGGGACUUGGUCUGCCUGUUCACACAUCUGUAUCUUCAAGAAAACGUCCUGGGAAUAGCAAUCAGCUUACCACUCCACAAGGUGAACUACCACAGACAUCACCUGCAGCAAAUGCUGUGUCUCCAAUGCAACCAUUACCACAUGGUGCUGUGACUAUGUCAGUGCACCAGUUUGACUCUCAACACUCAUACAAUCAAGGACAAAUGUCGAAAUCCCUUCCAACUGCUCCCCAACAAUCAGCUCCAUCGACCAGUUCAUCAAAUGUUAACCAAUGUGUAUUUAUACAGCAGCAACCACAACAACAGCAGCAACAACCUCAACAAUCAUCACAGCCCCAACAACAUAUCCAGUCAGCUUAUUUACAACAGCAACAGCAACAUUCUCAACAACUGCAGCAACAACAACAACACCACUCUCAACAAUUGCAACAACACCAUCCUCAACAGCAACAACAUCAUCUACAACAGCAGCAACAUAUACAACAACAACAGCAGCAGCAGCAACAUCUACAUAAUCAACAACAGCAGCAACAAGAACAAGCUGUGUCAGCCUCACAGACUCAACUGCCUCCAGGCAGUGCAAUUUCUCUUUCAAAUUUAGCUUCCUCACAACAACAACAACAACAACAACCACCACAACAACAACAACAACAACAACAACAACAUCAUCAGCAGCAGCAAAUACAACAUCAUCAACAGCAACAAAAGAAUAAACCCCAGGCAACCAUGUCAAAUGCUACAAAUACCACUAAUCCUGAUCAGUUUGCUAGUUCUGGUCUCUCUUCUCCUCUGACAGUGAGUAGUAGUCAGUCUGGUCAAGCAAACAUUGAAGGUGGGGGUUAUUCUGCUGACUAUUUGUCAUCAGAUAAAAUUGUUUCUGCCCCUUUGGCAUCAGUGAACUUAGCGUUAACUAGCCGAUCAAGCAAGGAGAAAGGUGCAGGGUCUGAAUCCAACAUAGCAGCUUUACAACAGACCAAAGACGCUCAGAAAUUUACUGAGCACAUCAAUAAAGGUUGCAUGAAAGUUCCCAAAGUAGAACCCAAAGUGAAAAAGAAUGAAAAUCAACUUUUGAUAUCUAUUACGCCACCACAGUCUCCUUGCAAUGCUGUCAAAGGUCAUCGGCGAAAUGUCAGUGACACGUCCUAUAUUACCAUGGGUGGAAAAGGAAGUGCAUUCAGGGCAUACAGCGGUGGCAGUGGUUCUGGUAAUUUGUUGGAUACACCUGGACAUGAUGAUAAGUCUAAAUCCGCAAGCACUUCUCCUGUGCACUCACCUUCCAGGUCUCCCAAUCUUUCUCGGCCAUUAUCAAUGGACAUUUCUGAUUGGAAUCCAUUUGGAGAAGACCACUUUAGUUCCUAUACUGAAGAUAUUAUUUUUGGGAAAGAAUUUGAUAAAAUUCGGCGAGGUUCAAAUAGUAGUAUAUCAAAUGUGAAAAGCAGAGAAGAUUUGGUAAUGUCAGGGUCUGAUUCAUCGGAUCCUUUUUCAAAUGCUCCAUUCAAAAAACCAGGUAAGCGCUCCAACACUUCCACGCAUGUUCCUGAUCGUCCUGAAGAUUCCACCCAGCGGCUUGGCAGCAGCAGUUUGGCUAGCUCCCUCUCCAGUUUGGGAGAAGAUCUGGUGCACAAAAGUCCACGGCGCCAUAGUACAGGUUCAGCAGAUGUUGCACUUGAGCAUACAAAAGAUCUUAUUGAUUUCAACUCAGAAUCAACUGGAAAAUGUCAUGAACUAUUUGGUGGCAACACUUUAAUAAAAGUGGCGCUGGGUUUAACUGGCAAGAAGUACAAACAACUUGUUGAUGAUAAUGGGGAGAAAGAGAGGAAGCGUAUAGAAACAAAAAGCAAGAAACUUACAACUAAACCAGCUAUCCAACCUAAAGAAGUUGUUGACUCUAGUUCUGAAGAUUACCAUGGAGGUAUUAUAAAUAAAGGUGCUGCUGAUUUUAGCUAUCAGGAAUUGGAUGAUGAAUAUGGUAGUCGACCAAGUGCUGCAAAGCCUUCAAAACACAAAGAAGAUUUUGAAUCUUUUGAGGAAUAUGAAGAAUCGAAAAUGACACGGAAUUUUCCUAGUAACUUAUCUGUUUCUCAUUAUCAGAUAUCAGAGAACCAUGAAGACAGAAUUGUUGGUCAUGAGUAUGGUAUAAAACCCUUGCUUGAUGAUGAUGAAUUAGAGGAAGUACAUUCAAAUGUAGGGACAUCUAAAAGCAGCAAUCUUCAACAUAAACGACAUACUGUUAGUGAAGAAAACAUUGGAAGUGAUGCUGCACUAAUUCAGUCUGUUCUGGGACAAUUUAAUGAAGAUGUAUUUUCAGCUGCACCGUUUCCAAUAAAAAGUGGAACUAAGCGACGGCCUAUUAGUGCAGUGAUACCAAGUUCUGUUUCUGCCACUUUCUUAUCAAAGACUUCUGAAGAUGUAUUUUCCCAAGCACCUUUUCGAAGUAAAUUUAGUAAUAAGCUUCAUGGAGGGUCAAAGGCUAGUAGAACUAGUAGCUCUGCUCUUGCCCUGACCACCCCUGAAACCCCACCAAAUACCAUCGAAGAGAUCUUUUCCAAAGCUCCAUUUAAUGAUAAAAAGACUCCCAGUUCCAUUCAAACAGCACCAUCGUCAUGUGCUGUUACUCCAGAUUUAGAUGAUGUUAAGGAGCUUGUGUCAGUUGUGGAACCACCUCACAGCUACCAUUCACAUACAGUUAGUCCACCAGUUGAUGUUUGCAGUUCCCCUAGUCAGGGUAGCUCAUUGCCAUCUUCUACUGAAAGCCAAGAUGUUUUUGGAGCUGUACCAUUUUCUGAAAUGCCUUCCACUUACCCGAGUGGCUCCCAAACCCAUCUAAGUGCCUGCAGCAGCAGCAGCAAUGACGACAUGAUCAAAUUAGAUUCUCCAAUUGAUGAUUUACAAUCUGAAGAUUCCUGUUUGUUGGGGUCAAGUGAUUUUCAAACUGUUGAACCUCAUGAUCAUCACUUCAUGGAAAGUCCAUCGAGUGAAGAUGAUGUAUUUCGGCAAAUUACUGAUUCUCGGACUACUGUUCACACAGCCAGUGCUGUAAAACAUUCCAAACCUAGCAAGUCAAAAUUUCGAAGGGGCCUUAGAGAUAUUUCAAGUUCAGCCUUUUCGAACAUGAGUUAUUUUGAUGAUGAGUUGGAAGCAGAUGAGGAUCAUGGAACUUUAGAAACUGUUGACUUAAACCAGAAAGGGAAAUCUGUUGUCAGUUCCAAAAGUCCUUCUGUACCCCUAAAAUGUCACUCUUCCUAUCCAAAGUCAAGUCAUUCAUCAGGAGAGACUAUGAAGCAGAAGAAGCUUCCUGUUCCUUAAAACUGUUCUGAUAAACUCACAGAAAUGAAAUGUGUAUCUUGUUUUAAUUGGUUGUGACUAAAUGCUGUAUUAUAUUGUUGAUGAGUCCACAGAGGUAAAUUUUUAUCACCAAUGUGCUGACUAAUGCCUUCGACUGAAUCUUCUUGGAAAAAAAAUACAUCUUUUCAAUUGUUUCUGUUCUAUUAGGCAGUUAAUUUAUUUUUUCCAAGCUUUAGAAUUUUAACUUGAGAAAAUGUGUUGACUAUUUUCCCUAGAGAUUCUUAGUUGUUGUUGUUAUUAUUAUUAUUAUUAUUAUCAUUAUUUUAAGGUUAUAUUUUUUAUUUCUUUUUUCCCCAUUCAUUUAGAAGUGAGUUAAUAUAUUGAUUAAAAUAGGCAAUUACGUUGAAAUAUAUAUUCAUAUUUGCUUUAUUUUAAGUUUUUUUGUUUGUUUUUAAAUUGAACACUAUGAAAGAGGACUGGUAACUGUAUGCUAAUUUAAAACAAACAACUGAACAAUUCUAGAAUUGCUAUUGACCAUCAUCUAAGAGUUCUUUCAGCUUUCUAUUUCAUUGCAUGAUGAUACAGUACAAAGUUACAUACAUGUCUCUUAAAAUUGAGUCAUAUCUGUAACUGAAUCAAAGAAAAAGACAAAACAAAAAAAAAAAAAAAAAAAAAAGCACAUUACAAUAUAACUGAUUGAAAGAAUAAGGGUAUUCUUUCUAAUUGUUAAUAUUUCUUGCUUGAUAUUUUCUUUUUUUAUUUGGGCAAAGUCUCAAAUUGUUGCAAAUACAAAUGUAUUUUAAGUUGAAGCAUAUAUACAUAGAGUGAAAAUUUGUUUGUAGUGUGAUAUUUGGGGUCCAAGACAUAUACAUCGCGAUAUAACCAUAAUUUUAUUUCUAAUUUCAAGGCCAUAUAAUAAAAAGACCUUUUAGAGUGGUUAGUUUCAUCCUGAUUUUUUUAAUACUUAUUAUGUUCUUUAUGGUUAACAUAGCAUUGUAUAGAAAAUAAUGAUGAAAUUAAUUGCAAUUAAAGGUUUUGAUUAUAUUGUGUAUGUGCAUGUGUCUGUGUACACAUAUACAUGUGUGUGCGUGCACAUGUGCCUGUGCAUGUGUGUAUAUAUAUAUAUAAUAUAUAUAUAUAUAUAUAUAUAUAUAUAUAUAUAUAUAUAUAUAUAUAUAUAUAUCUCAGCAGUGUGUGCUCCAGCUAUGCAAGUCAUGCAUUGCAUGGCCAUUUAUUUUUUAUAUAAAUCAAGAAUAAAUUUAAUAAUGUAAUUUAUUUGUAACUAUACCAAAAAGUCUUCAAAAUCAUUGAAAACGAAACUAACUUACUUGGAUUAUUGAAGACAGCUCUAUUCUGACCUCAUUUCUCAUUCUAUUAAAAAUAGUUUCAAGGUCAUGCAUUGUUAAAAAUGCAUGAAGUUUCUUGUCUCUGGUCUCUUCUCUCUAUCUGCCAAUACCUCUCUCUAUGUUCUGUCAGUUCUUUAUAAUUGGUGUUGCUAAAGACUGACCACAUGGUUGAAUGGAUUUGACCAUUUGACCUCAGUCUAACAAUAAAAGCCCUUUCAAAAUUCUUUGUGAGUCAGAUUAGUUUUGUGAUUCAGGCUACUAAAGACCAAAAUUUUGCCAAUGGAACAAAGUUAUUUAUUUUAUCUUUGAUAUCUAAUGUCCAUUGUUACAUUGCUGGACUUUUUGGGAUUAUCUGUCCAAUGUAAGUUGGAUUUUCUCCCUUUUGACCAGGAUCUUUUGUUGCUUCCUUGAUUUAUAAAGAUUAUUUUCCAUUUUAUUUAAAUUGACUUUCAAUCCACACACACACACACACACACACACAUGCACACCUCUGCAUAUAUUUCAAUUAUAAAAUCUUUUGAACUUUUGAAAUAGGAAUCCUAAUGACUGAAAUGUGUGCUAUAGAAGAACUUUUGAAAAAUAGUUUUUCAAAAAAAGACUUUGAAAGGAAACAGUUAAUUAUAAAUGAUAGCAGACCAAUGCUGAAAUUACCUAACUUGCGACGUUCCAUCAAGAAAUGUAUUUGACAAUUUCACACUAAUCUAUAUGAAAGGAAAAAAUGGUUAACUGGAAGUGUUAAGCUAAAUAAGUUAUUCUGUAAGCCAUGCUUGUUACUUAAUUUACAAAAAACUGUUUGAAAUGAUAAUGGUUACGAUGAUUUAAAUAAUCUACAUAUGGCCAUGCAACACAUGAACUUCCUCAAAGAUGUAUAAAAUCUUUCAUAGAUUUUAAAACAUUUGGGAAUGUUUGGAUAGACUUGCAGUUGGAUGCGUAUUGAAAACAGAGCAUACAACAGCAUAAUGAAGAGGAUAAACGAAACAAAACCAUUCUGUGGCAUUAGAUCAGUGCAGUUAUUUUUCUCAGUAGCCAGGAAUUAUCAUUAGAUCAGUGCAGUUAUUUUUCUCAGUAGCCAGGAAUUAUCAUUUCGGGGUCAUUUUGAAUCCCAAAAAUCCAAUAAUCAUGGAAAUUGUAAAGAACUCUUAUAUAUUUAAUCAGUAAAUAUGACAAAACAAUUGGCAAGUUUUCUCGAUACAGCUUGUUUUCUCAGGUCUCUGAAGCAGAAUUCAAAAUGACUUGAUUGAUGCAGUUCAAAAAGUUUUGUUGGAUGAAAUAGAAAAUGAACUGAAGCAGGCUAAAUUUGUAGCUAUUGUUGUAGAUGAAACAUCUGAUGUAUCAAACUAUUCACAACUGUCAACUGUUUUACAUUGUUACAAAAGAUUUUGUUAUUAAAAAACGAUUUAUCGGUUUUAAUGAUGUUAGAGUAGAUCGCUCAGCAAAUGUGUUAUCUGAAGAUGUUUUUAAAUGCAUUGAAACACAGACAUAUGGAAGCAAAUUAAUUGCACAAACCUAUGAAAGUGCCACUGCAAUGGCAGCACAAUUAAAUGGGUUGCAGUCAAAAGUAAGAGAGAAAUAUGAAUGUGUGAUCAUUGCUCAUAGUUGUGCUCAUGCAUUAAAUUUAGUUCUUUUGCAAGCAUGCUCUGCUAUAAAAGAAUGCAAAAUAUUUUCUUCUGCCAUAAAUGAACUGGGUACAUUUUUUAUGAAAUUACCUAAAAGGGCUAAUUUAUUAGAUAGCAUAGUUAAAAAAAGCUACAGGAACCAGAUGGAACUACUACUCAUGUCUUGUUCUUAUUAUAGAAGAAAAUUGUAAUUUCAUAAUCAGCCUUUUUGAAGACAUCAUUGAAAGCCCUGAAGCAUGGGAUGAGACCACAAUAAAUUCUCCUUUUGGAUUCUUACAUAAUUUAAAAGCUCCCGAUUUCUUAUUUUUAUCAGAAGUACUUAGUGACAUAUUUUCUUUUACAUCCUUCAAACUAAGUCAUGACAUAGUAUAUUGUAAAGAGCAAAUAGAUAAAACUAGAACUGUGCUUGAAAAUAAAACUCAAUUUUUCAAUAUUUUAUGAUAUGUUAGGGGAAAUAUAUGGCAUCAAUGCAACAAUUGAAAUUAAAAGAUCCAGGAAUAAAUCUAUUGAUCUCCAACAGUAUUAUAGAAUGCUCUAUAACAACAUUAUUGACACAAUAGCUGACCAAUUAAAAAUGCAAUGCUCAUCCUUAGAAAAGCUUAAAUUCAUAUUCAUAGAACUUUUCAAUUUCAGCAAAAGUGAGGAAUAUCACAAAAAAUUUCUUUUAAAACUAUUUACGGUAGUUUUUUUGACAUAAUACGAUUUCAGAGUGAAUUAAAUGUUUUGUAUUCUAUGCAAGAUUUUAAAAAGCACAGUGUGAGUAAUUUAAUGCAUCAAUGAUAUGAUAGAAGCAAUGCCAGAACUCUUCAAUCUUUGCAACCUUAUUUUGACAAUUCUGUUUAUAACUGCCCCUGUAGAGCUGUCCUUUUCUGCAUUGAAAAGAAAACUUACCAAAGAAAUACAACCAGACUUUCGGGGUUGGCUCUUAUAUAUCAAUUGAAAUAUUUACUUCAAAAACUAAUUAAAACAAGAUUUCUCUGACAGUGUAAUAAAUAUCUUUGCCCUAAAAGAUCAAAGAACUGAAUUAAUUUAUAAAUGAGGUAUGUAAAUAAUUUUUUGUACAUCUUUUCUGAAAUUUUUAAACACAUUAAAACAGCGACCAUCAUGGCCAUAUUAUGAAACUAAUUUGGUUCUCUUAAUUAAACAAUUUAAAAAAUGAAUCAGCUCAACCGAUAAGUAUGAGGGUUGGUUGAAAAUUUCAUAGGCUGACUAUGAAGGAGCAAUGCUAGAAAUCUUGCAUGCAUUCAUUUCAACUCCACAUAUUAAGAACUGCAUUGUUUCCUUUCAGGUAAACUGACAUCUGACUGUUCAAAGAAGACUUCAAAAGCUACUAGUAGCUACUUCUCUCGAAAAUAGAUAAAAUUUGGCAUUGUGGUGUUAUCACAUAUUUUCAGAAAAAGGCUUUAACCUCCAAGGACAUUCCUGCUGACAUGGUUGCUACAUUACAGGAGGGAAAGGGAGAGUCUUGAAGAUGAUCCAAUGUUUGAACAUCCCACAACUGCCACCACCAAGGAAAGCAUUGAUCAUUCACCACAUGUUAAUGGAUAACAGGCGAUUGACUAUGAAUCAAAUAACCAUUGUUAUUAGCACAUCCUGUGAGAGAGUUGAGAAUAUUCUGCACAAUGAACUUGGCAUGAUGAAGAUUCAUGCUUGAUGAGUGCCACAUCUUCUGACACCUGAUCAAAGCACAUCAAACUGAUCACACAACAGAAAAAUCUGACAUUGUUUGUGGCAGAUCUAGCUGGUCUUCUUGAAUGUAUCAUAAUUCAUGAUGAGUGUUAGGUUCAUCACUUUAAGCCAAAGAUAAUCCAUCUAGUGGAAACAACCCUCCUCAUCUGCUCGAAAGAAGACCGAGGUUGUUUCAUCUGCAGGGAAGGUGAUGACCUCAGUUAUUUGACAUUGUGAUUAUCUUCAAAAGGGCCACCUUGUCAAUGGAGUGUUCUAUGCCAACAGGAAAACUGAUGAAAGAGGUCUUCUUUCAUUAGGACAAUGCUCCAGCACACAUGUCCUUAGUUUCAAUGCCUGCUAUGCUUGGCUGUGGCUUUGAAUUAGUUGAUCACCAUCCCUAUUCUCUUGAUUUGGCCCCAUCUGACUAUCAUCUGUUUGCUAACAUGAAAAGCACAUGACUGGGAACCAGUAUCACAGUGAUGAUGUCAUCAUAUCUGCUGUUGAUCACUUUUUACCAGGAGGAUGAAAGUUUCUUCACCAAUGGGAUUCAAGCACUGCAAUACCAAUGGAACAAGUGUGUCGGCUUCAAGGGGGAGGGGUCUAUGUAGAAAACUAAAUCUCAUUUGGUCACAUUCCAUGAGAGAAUUUUGAUCAGCCUAUGAACUUUUCAAUUGACCUUCAUAUUCAUUGCAUGACCAAUGUCAAAAGUCACCGCACACCACUUAUAUAUAUAUAUAUAUAUAUAUAUAUAAAAUGUUGUAUGUGUGUUUAUAUAUGUGUAUAUAUAUAUAUGUAUAUAAUAGCGUGUUUAUAUAUAUAUAUAUAUAUAUAUAUAUAUAUGAUUUUGUUUAGCAAGUACAUUAUAGUAAAGGUGCUAGUCUGUUUUAUAGCACAUCACACUCUCUAGACAUCUGGUCUAAUCACAAUUAGUUCAGCACAGUGUAAGUCAAUAUCAUUUUAGUUAUUUAGAUCUUGAAUUUCUCAUGGUUAUCAGCAUUUUAUUUUUGAGUAUUAUGAAAAACUGAUAAUGUAAAAUACCUCUUGAUUUAUUUAUUUUUAUCAUUAUCUUUUUUGUUUUGCUCAUGGUGUAGAGGUCCUCUGAUAAUGAAAAGGGAAUAAUGUUUCUUUUUUAAUAUUUUAUUUAUUAUACUUAAAUUGAAAAUCUAUUUGCAAGUGGUAUACUAGUAAGGGUUAAUAUUUUAUAUAACUUUAAGUUCAGUUGCUGUGAUAUUGGACUUUUACAAAUGUGCAACAUGUUCUAUGCCAAAAGUAAUAUUGUAGUCCAUAUUUGUAGGCAUAAGAUUUCACAUAGUUUCAACUAUUCAACUAAUCUUAUUGUCAAGUUGCAUUAUUCUUUUUUUUUUUGUGUGUUUGGUGCAAUUUCAAUAUUGCUGUUUUAGUAAUUAAUAAUACUUAACCAUGUUGAUGUAUUCUUAUAGAAAUUAAGCAAUAAUGAUACUUUAUAACAAAAAACAUUAUCCUUUUGAUAUAUGAUGACAAUAUUCCUACUACAAAUGUGACAGUGAGCUAGCAGAAUCAUUAGAAUGCUGGGGAAAAUGCUUAUCAACAUUUAAUCCAUCUUUACUUUAAGAGUUCAAAUUCCACUGGGGUUGAUUUUGCCUUUCAUCCUUUUGGGGUCAAUAAGAUAAGAACCAGUUGAGUAUUGGGGUCAAUGUAAUCAACUUACUCCCUCCCCCGAACUUGCUGGUUUUGUGCCAAAAUUUGAAACCGAUAUUUCUACUAUGAAAUCAUUGAGUUCUAGUAUGGAGAGUGUGAGCAAAGAAACAGUUCUGUCUUUAUGACAGCUGCAUUUGACUCAGUUUGAAUGUUGAAAAGGUUAUAUUUUCACUUUCUUGUUCUGCUAUGAUGCUUACCACACACACAUUCACAACAGAGCUUCAUGAGUUGUCAAUCUGUCACAUGUGUCACAAUUCUUUAAAUAGUUUUUAUGUUUGGAGAAGUGAAAAAUCCCUUUUCAGCAUGCAAACCAAUAGAAUGUGUCCUGCUAACACAACAAAAUUAGAACUAGUCAUAGGUUAUAAAAAACUUUUUCCCUUUUUUUGUUUGGGCAAAAAGUUGAUAUUCCAGUUUCAACUUUCAUUUAAGAAAAUAACUGCCCACUCUUCUUUUUUUAAAGUUUAAUUUUAGUAUUGUCAAAUAAAGUCUUGGUUUUAUUCAUCUAUAUACAAAAUACAUACAAAUGUAUGUAUUAUAUGUACACACACACACACACACACACACACAGAAGUGGCAACUGAUGAGAUGUUUAGAUGCAAUCUACUUGUCUAUGUGCUAUAUUUGUAGGAUAUUCAGUAUCAAGUUAGUCUCUAUGUAAUUUAAGAGGCACAAUGGCUGUGAAGUUAAGCUACUAGAUUAUUGAUUACAUGGUCAUUAGUUCAGCUUUUAUUAACUAUUAUUGCAUUGUAUUGUUGAGCAAGCAACAUAGCAUUUCUUUCGUCAAGCACAUUAGAAUUUAUGAUUCUUGAUGAAGUCAUAAUAAGGCUGAAAAAUGCCUAAAAUCUUUUCCCAUAUUUACUUGAAUAAUUAAAACUAUAUUAAUGAAACAUUAAUAUUGUUUUUUGUUAUCUCAUAGUUACUUUAGGUCAGCAUUUAAAGCUUCCUACAUUAGAUGCUAGCACUAACUUAAUCAUUGUUUUUCAUGUGGAUGGCUUAUAUAAGUAAUUUUUUCUAAAACAUUUGGUCUAGUUUGCCCAACUGAACAAAACUAGGUUCAUUCACCUAUACAGUUGAGUGGUUUGCAGUAGUAAGGGUAUUUAGCUCUAAAAAUCUGUUGUUCUAACAUUCAUACAGGCAUGCAGAAGUGAAUGUAAACCCUUUAAAAAUAAAAUGGUAAAAUGGCUGUUCUAGCUAAGCUAUGCUAUCCUUAUUGCUUAGUUUGCUACACUGAGAGUUUGAACUUCAAAUUAUAUAGCUCUUGGGUUUUAUGGAAAAAGAAACAAUUCAAAUAAUCAUUUGAUUGAUCAUCUUGUCUUUUUUGUUGAAUAUGCUUUUCUCAGAUUUAAGAUGUAAAAUAUUUCUUAUUUAUAUGGCUCUAAAGUUAAGAUACUGUAUGGUCAUAAGUCCAGUUCUUACUACUAUAUUCACUGCUUGCUUCAGUUUGAGCGAUACAAAGCAGUCUCUUUCUUCAUGUUUGAAUGAUUAAUGAUAGAAAGGGCAUCUUACCAUAAAAAUAAUUGAUCCAACAAAACUAAUGUCACACAUAUUUACAUGAAAUGAAAAAUAGCUGAAUGAAUAAAGAGGUGUCAAACAGAAAUCUAGUUGGCAUAUUUUACAUAUUGAAUGAAUUUGGAAUUAUUCAUUGUUGAGGCAUAAGUAGCAUUUAAGCUAAAUUUUGCAACCCAACAAGUCAAUCAACAAUUGUGCAAUACCUAAGCUGUUAUUGAUAGAUAAUCUGCCAGAGUUUGUAUGGAGAACAAAUUAGAGCCCUUUGGCUUGAGAUUCAAUGACUUUCAAGGGUUCAUAAAACUAAAGUAAAACUGAUAAUAUGUGAGUGUAUAAAGGUUUAAGAAAAGGGUCCUUAAUUUAAAAUUUCAGAGUCUAUGGUAAUUUGUGUUAAUUAUUAUGCAGAAUACGUAACUGUGUAAAUAACAUAUUCUGUGAGCCUUGUCUUAAACAUUGCUUUCAUUAGGAUACAAUGCUGGACUACUAAUACUUUUCGAUAUAUUUCACUUAUUGAAAAGUAUUUAUUAACAUCAUAUACUGUCACUGUCUAAUAGCUUAGUAUAUUGCCACUUGCACUGUUUAUUAACUUAGCGUGCUUUCAUGUAGACAUGUAGUGUUUAUUUUAUAAAACAAUGUAUGUUUAAGUUUAUUAUGAUAUUUAGUACUCUUUACUUCAGGAGUUCCUCUCUGGACCUUUCUUGUAUGAGGGAACAGUUGGACAGAAACUAAAUACCUUGAUGAGUAGAUGGAGUAUGUGAUUCAGCACAAAAUAAUUUAUAGAUUAUCAAAUUUUUUAAUCAAAUCCAAGUUGUCUCCUUUAUCAUAAAUAUCAAUUCACUAUAUCAGAAUCUGGAAAAGUAAAAUGGUCAACACAAAGUUGGAGUGAUAAAAGCACCCCCCUUAUUCUUUUGUUUGCUGCAUUGCAAAUAUGUGGAGAGGUAGUGCUUCUUUUCUCUUGAUGCUCUUUAGAAUCACUGGUAUUCAUGGUAUUAAAAAUAUGAGCAACUGUGUGAAACUUGGUGGGAUUUAAAUGCAACUGACCUUUUAAACAAUGUACUCUUUUUUUUCCUUUUGUCCAUUUAAUUGAUAAAUUGAUUUAAUCAGUCAGUAUUUUAAUUACUUCUGUCAAGUGUGUUAGUGUCAGUUGCCUAAUUUCUGAUAAUCAACAUUAGCUGUUAGUUUGUAAUUAACUCCAAUGAUUUCAAUGUAAGAAUUGUUGUUGAUUAGAUUUGGUCAACUGUAUUUAAGGAAAACUUAGUUGUGAUUGUUCAAAUGCUGCAGAGAGCCCCUAGAGGUUCAACACAUUAGAAUAAGCAGUCUGGAAUAUCAGUUUUUAUCAAACUACAAUAUCUGAGCAUUGAUAACUGAGUCUUGGUGAACCUUCCAUAUUUAUUAAAAAUUGAAGAUUUAAAAUAUUUGACUCUUAUUUACUACAUUGAACAGUUGAAUAACUGGAUAGAAGCACAAUGAUUAUGAGGUUAAGGUGCUUAACUAUGGACUACAUUGUCAAGUCUUACUGACGUCAAUUCAAGAGCCAUUAACAAGUUAAAUAAUUCUGCUUGCUUCAGUUUGACUGACUGUCAAAAAUAGUCUCCCUUCUGACUUCACACUUGAAUGGUUAGAAUUAGGAUAGUAAAGGAUUGUAAUUGUAAAAUGUGUGAAAUAAAAAAACUUUGGCAAUAUUAAUGUAAGAAAGAAAAUGAAACUGGAUUGUGCACUUGGUUUAGUGUCAAGAAUUUAACCACAACUCUAUGUUGCUACCGAAGAUUUUCUUUAUUUGUUAUUCAGAACUGUAGCUGGUGACACAUAGGGCAGAGCAAUGGGAGAUCAUGAUGUCCUCUUGCUAGAAGACUGGUUCAAGUGCUUGUAGCAUGGCUAGAAGUACCUUGGGCCAGGAGGGGAUAUUAAACUGUAUUACUUGUUGGAAGCUGCACUCCAGAGAAAAAAAAAACAAACAAA
Molecule: messenger RNA, 15840 nt
Organism: Octopus bimaculoides (California two-spot octopus)
Lineage: Eukaryota; Metazoa; Mollusca; Cephalopoda; Octopoda; Octopodidae
Biological process (GO): protein phosphorylation
Molecular function (GO): protein kinase activity; ATP binding
Source: RefSeq, a predicted model, not a curated record